AUGGCAGAUCCUGAUGAUAACGAGGCUGAAGCCACUGGUCUACAGCAUUACAGUGGUGAAACCACUCGCGAUAGUAAUGAAGAAAACAUGAAUGAUUCUUUUACUUUAACAUCCAGGCAUAGAGGUAGGAGUGAUACUAUAUCUAGUAUUGUUAGCGGUUAUGAGAUAAUGAAAGAGCACAUGGAUAAGGAAAAAUUUAUAUACCUAAUUCUAGCAAGCCUACUUUUAUACGUAGGAUUUGUCUCGGCGUUUGCUCCUAGGACGUCACUAUCAAGAGACUUCCGGCGAUUCCACUCUUCCAGGUUGACCAAUGCAGAGGUUUACAGAAUAUACUUGAACUCGCUGCAACAGGAAAAUAAAGCGAAAGAACAUGUAUACAGGUAUGCUGGAUGUAUGAGUAACGGCCUGAGUGAUUCAUCGGCCUUUAAAUACACGUUAAACGAGUUUUUGGAUAUGGGAUAUAAGCCUAAAGUCGAAGAAUAUUACCCCUGGACAGGCGAACUGGUAGACACUGAUGUAAGUCUUUUAAAGAAUAGUGAAGUGGUCUAUCGAGCUAGCAUGAUCGAAGAUAAAAUUAAAGGCGAUCCCGCUUCUCACGCUAGUAGGAGGCAAAAAGGUUUUCAUCAAUACUCUAAAAAUGGGGAUGUAACUGCACGUUAUGUAUUUUGCAAUUAUGGUAGCCUCAACGAUUAUAAGCUUCUUUUGAAGAAAAACAUUGAUAUUGAAGACAAAAUACACAUCGUACGAUCGGGUAAAUUAUUACCUGGGUUAAAGGUCAAGAAUGCGGAACUUUAUGGUGCUUCCAGUGUGAUUAUAUACAAGGAUCCAUUUGAUGAUGGUAAAGUUACUGAAAAAAAUGGGUUUUUACCUUAUCCCUACGGCCCAGCAAGAAACCCGAGCUAUAUCGAGAGAGAUUCAGUUAAUUACUUCAGCGAUACCCCGGGAGAUCCAACUACUCCAGGAUAUUCAUCCAAGGAUCCUGACACUGAGCAUAUGCCAUCGGUAGGAAGAGUGCCGAGAAUACCAUCCGUGCCGAUGAGUGCUAAAGAUGUUCAGCCGAUUUUAGCAAAACUAAACGGCAGGGGUUUCCAAAUUGGACCUGGUAGCGAUAUAACAGAUUUUGAAUCAUUCACGGGACCUUCAAGUUCUAUCGAUAAAAUUCAUUUACAUAAUGAGUUAACGUACAAAAUCAAAGAAAUAAGUAGUAUAGAAGUUAACAUCCCUGGUAUAUUCACUGAGGGAGAAAUUAUUAUCGGAGCUCACAGAGAUUCAUUGGCUUCAAGUAGCGCUGGUGAUGCGAAUAGCGGCAGUGCUAUUCUCUUAGAAAUUGCACGAGGUAUGAGCAAAUUAUUAAAACAUGGUUGGAAACCAUUACGUCCUAUUAAAUUAAUUAGUUGGGAUGGAGAAAGAUCCGGCCUUCUGGGUUCCACUGAUUAUGCAGAAGCUCACACUGCCAUUCUUAGAAGAAGAGCCUUGGUAUACCUGAAUCUAGAUAAUGCAGUAUCUGGGACAAACUUCCAUUGUAAAGCCAACCCGCUUUUACAGGAUGUCAUAUACGAGGCUGCCAAGCUUACAGAGUUUAAUGGACAUGAAGACCGGUCAUUGUACGACCAUUGGAAGUACACUUCUAAUGCUACUAUUUCUCUACUUGAUGGGUUAUCUAGUUACGCCUCAUUCCAAUACCAUCUUGGUGUACCAGCUGCUCAUUUUCAAUUCAAUUCCAAUGAUACUUCAGGCGCAAUCUACCAUCGCAAUUCCAUCUUUGAUAGUCCAGCUUGGCUAGAAAAGUUUACCAAUUCGGACUACAAGUUGCAUAAUACCAUGGCCAUGUUUGUUGGUUUGACGACGCUGAUGUUAAGUGAGAACGAGUUAACCAGAUUUAACACGCAUAAUUACUUGAAGAAAACAUAUGACUGGUAUGUCGGAUGGUACUCUAAUUUAUCAUCGGCGUUCCCACAGGACUAUGAAUUGAAAAAUUUAGCAAAGAGAGUUCUAGACUUAUUAAAAGUUGCCACUUGGGAAGAUAGCGUUCAAUUUGAUCAACAAAAUAAUCUUCUCUAUAAAGAAUGUAGAGAAGCGUUACCAGUGUGGGCUUUUUACAAAAAAAUUAAGAGCUAUAUCAAAUUGCAAAGAUCCAACAGUAAAUCGAAGCAAAUUGAUCAACUAUUUAUUACACACAGGGGACUGAAAGACAGGGAGUGGAUGAAGUAUUCUCUUUUAGCACCCAGUAAACUACAGGGAUCUGUAGGGGAAGUUUUGCCUGGACUUCAUGAGGGAUUGGUUGAUAUAGAUAGAAAUGAGGUUAUUCAGUGGUUGACUAUUUUGCUAAGCCAAUUCAGUAACAUUCGUUACUUACUUCAAUAA
Messenger RNA from Saccharomyces mikatae IFO 1815, 2364 nucleotides. It is a transcript of the gene VPS70, whose product is annotated as putative zinc metalloprotease. The transcript has a single exon. The coding region runs from base 1 to 2364 and encodes 787 amino acids. Gene Ontology annotation, molecular function: carboxypeptidase activity. The record is from RefSeq and is a predicted model, not a curated record. NCBI's taxonomy places the organism in Eukaryota, Fungi, Ascomycota, Saccharomycetes, Saccharomycetales, Saccharomycetaceae.